UGGCCAUCUUAGAGCUCUCUCUCUCUCCCUCUCUCUCUCUCGUGUGUACGGCCUACUCAGGCGUUUCUCUCCUCAUAUCGCCAGUGUAAAGUGCACCGUGCUGGAUUAAUCUUGUCAUCUUCAGCUGAGCGAGUCAGAAAGCUGUGACACAGAAGAGGCUCUUGUAAGAAAGAAGUUCCCACUGAUGCCAUCCAGACUAUUGGAGAGGAUAAAAAUGAUGUGCUGCUAGCUACACACAGAGCAAGAUGGACAGACAAUAACAAAUUAUCACACUAGGGGUGCAAGUGUUCGUUAUGACAAGUGGCUGUGUGGAAGAUGUCCACCAUUUCUACGACUGAUAUCACUGAUGUUGGUCAUGGGGACUCAGUGUGCUGUGUCAGUGAAGAGGGUUCUUCAGCAGGGAUGGCAGAAGUGAAACAGGAGACUCAGUCCUCUGUCAGUCAAACAGCCCCAUACAGCACUUCACACAAUGAGCUGAAUGACACGCUGCUCAUGGAGCCCAACAACAUUAAGAUGUACCCCUCUGAGGACACGCCUGCAUCAGAGGGUCAGCCUGUGAAGCGGAAGAAGGGCCCUGCUCCCAAGAUGCUGGGGAAUGAGGUGUGCAGUGUAUGUGGUGACAAGGCAUCUGGCUUUCAUUACAAUGUGCUGAGCUGUGAGGGCUGUAAAGGUUUCUUCAGACGCAGUGUGAUCAAAGGAGCUCAGUACUCCUGCAAGAACUCUGGCCGCUGCGAGAUGGAUAUGUACAUGCGCCGCAAGUGUCAGCAGUGUCGGCUGCGGAAAUGCAGGGAGGCAGGCAUGCUAGAGCAGUGUGUGCUGUCAGAAGUGCAGAUCCGACUGAAGAAGAUGAAAAAGCAGGAAGAAGAGACAGCACGCACCUCAGCAGUGGCAACUCCAAGCCCCACCCCGGAGAUGCCCCUUCUUGCUCCUGAACAACAGGAGAUGAUAGAAAAACUGGUGGCCAUGCAGAAACAGUGCAACAAACGCUCUUUUCUUGACCGACCCAAAGUCACACCAUGGCCACAGAGUCAGGAUCCACUUAACCGAGAGGUUCGACAGCAACGGUUUGCUCAUUUCACUGAGCUUGCCAUUAUGUCUGUACAAGAGAUUGUAGACUUUGCAAAACAGCUGCCUGGCUUCCUGGAGCUCACUCGAGAGGACCAAAUCGCCCUGCUGAAGACCUCAACUAUAGAGAUAAUGCUGCUAGAGACUUCCAGACGUUACAAUCCAGCAAUAGACAGCAUAACCUUCCUCAAAGACUUCAGUUACAAUAAGGAGGAUUUUGCCAAAGCAGGGCUGCAGUUUGAGUUCAUUAACCCUAUCUUCGAGUUCUCUAAGGGCAUGAAUGACCUUCACCUAGAUGAGGCAGAGUACGCUUUGCUCAUCGCCAUCAACAUUUUCUCAGCAGACCGACCCAAUGUGCAGGAUCACGAUUUGGUAGAAAGAUUACAGCAGCCAUAUGUGGAUGCCCUUCACUCUUACAUCAGAAUAAAACGACCCAACGAUCAUCUGAUGUUUCCUCGAAUGCUGAUGAAGCUGGUCAGCCUACGCACACUGAGCAGUGUCCACUCAGAGCAGGUCUUUGCACUGCGCCUCCAAGACAAGAAACUCCCACCACUUCUCUCUGAGAUUUGGGAUGUCCAUGAGUGAACUGACACUCUGCCCCAGGACAGAAUGAGCCAGUGUCUAGAAAGCAUGGCCGUGUGGGGGGAGGCCUCUUAAGACAGAGCAAGUGGGGUGGGAGUUGACCUCAUGAAGACCCUGUGGGCCGAACUGUCUCACACUGUGGCAUGGAGCCAGUCAUAAGGAGCCUGAUUUGAUCAUUCUCUUCCUUGAUUUCUCUAUUUUGAACCCAGUGGUCAGUGGGCUGCUUCCUUUUGAAUGUUCAAGUAUGGCCAGAAAUGACUCAGGGACAGCUUACAACCAGUAAUGGUUAUUUGACCAUCAUUUGAACAUAGGGAUCUGGAUGGGUGUGGAUUCAGACACUUGCUUGCUAGUGUGAGUGACCAUAAACAAUGUGGUAGUAAUUUUUUUGUUGAUCCUUAAUGUUUCCAGUACCAAAAGCUUUCAGCGGGUUUUUGCAAUGGUUUCUACUCUCUAAUUAACAAAAGUGGUGAUCUUGAAGGCUCUCCAUUACAGAACUGUUUAGUUUAUUUGCAGUGUUUUGCAAUGCCACUCUGGCUGAUUGGUUAGAAAUGGCUAACUGAUUCUUAAAUUAUGAAUAUAUGCAUAAAUCAUGAACAUGGUUGAAUCACACAGUCUCCUAUUAACACCUCAAACUUUUAUUGUUGGGUUGUUUAGAUAAAAUCAGUCAGUACUUUGCCAGUGCCAGCCAUGGUAAUUUAAAGACCAUGUAACACUGACUCAGUAUUUCCAAACAAACAUGUAGAAUUCUGUUUCUGCUGGUUUUUUUAGAAUAUCCAGAAAAAUAACUGACAAGCCAAACCGGCUGAUUGUUUAAGGCUGAGCAUUUUUACAGAUGCAAUCCUAAGCUGAUUCUGCACACCAACCCAUGUUCUAGACGUGUUAGUCCGUUGGCAGGGAUCAGUAAGAGGAACUGAAUCAUUAACCCAGAUCAAUUGCUGCUCAGUUCACAGUGACUAAUAAGAGACUGACAUAUAAAUGUAAGUGCAAGACAUUUUGAACUUAAUGCAGGCCAUCAUUUAUUCUCUUCAAUGACAUUAUAAUGUCCAAUUACUGGACCCCAACAUACUUUUUUUGUUUGUUGUUGUUGCAGGUUAAUUCUGCACACAUUACAGACUUCAACUGGGUGGAUGACUAAUAUUGUUUGAAAAUGUGCUCGUAAUUAUCUCAGAUUGAUGUCUUGUGUAUAUGCACACAUACCGAUCAGCCACAACAUUAAAACCACCUGCCUAAUAUUGUGUAGGUCCCCCUUGUGUCGCCAAAAGAGCACCAACCCACAUCUCAGAAUAGCAUUCUGAAAUGCUAUUCUCCUCACCACAAUUGUACAGAGCAGUUAUCUGAGUUACCAUAGACUUUGCCAGUUCGAACCAGUCUGGCGAUUCUGGUUUUUUUCGUCCACAGAACUGCUACUCACUGGAUGUUUUUUUGCUUUUGGCACCAUUCUUAGUAAAUUCUAGAGACUGUUGUGUGUGAAAAUACCAGGAGACCAGCAGUUACACAAAAACUCAAACCAGCCCGUCUGGCACCAACAAUAAUGCCACGGUCCAAAUCACUGAGAUAAACAUUUCUCCCCAUUCUGAUGGUUGAUGUGAACAUUAAUUGAAGCUCCUGACCUGUAUCUGGGUGAAUUUAUGCACUGCUGCCACAUGAUUGGCUGAUUAGAAUAUCUCAUGGAUGAUUGCUGGUGCCAGAUGGGUUGGUUUGAGUAUUUCUGUAACUCCUGAUCUACUGUGAUUUUAUUUAUUUUUUUAUACACACAAAAGUCUCUAAAAUGCUAUUCUGAGAUGCAUGUUGGCACUGUUUUGGUGACAGGAGGGGGACCUACACAAUAUUAGGCUAUUAUAUUAUAUAUAAUAUUAUAUAUUAAAUAUAAAUAUACAUAUGUAUAUGUGUAUAUUUUAUACAGUAUAUGUCUUAACAGUAUUUUCUGCCCCAGAAGUGGUUAAAUGGUAAAUCACGUACCAUUUAACCAUUGCGUUUAAUUACCUAAUUUUUUACUUAAAUUUGUUAUAAUAUAUAUAACUAAAGAUAUCAAUUGUUUAUAUAUAUAUAUAUAUAUAUAUAUAUAUAUAUAUAUAUAAAAUGCACAGUAUAUUAGACAUACACACAUACAGACCCAUGCCUGAAUCAAGAUCAUUUAAACUUUUUAGUUUAAUAAUCAUUUUAAUGUGAUGUCAGUUAUCUACAAUUUGUCUCUUUUAGCCCAUUUUUGUUUCAAUUCACCAUAUGACAAAAUAUUCAGAGAGUCUGAAUGCUCUCAGAAUAAAACUUCCAUCCUGUUCCCUUCACGUCAAGAUAGAUUGACAGUAAAACAACCGUAAAUUAGCUAUUUCAGUAUUAAACUUAAAGUAUCACAGAAGAAGCUCUGAAAUAAGGAACUGGGUAAAUGAGAGCACUUAGUGACGUUUAGGGCUAGAGUCUCACCUGACACCGUAUCAAUGCAAUUACCUGACAAGGGUGACCAUGUGCAGUUCAGAUUUCACUGGUCUUGAAAACCACUUUUGUGAUGUACUGGGGUUGUUGUGACUCCAUACAUUAUGGAAACUGUAUGAUAAUUUCUAAGAAUGAAUAUUAGUAUAUAAACUAAUACAGUUAGUUUGCUUUGGCAUUAUCUGCCCUGACUGUGCAUAUUAUUGAGACUUGGUUGGAGACCAGGGGGAGUUAUCUCAGAAGCAGCAGUUAUACAUGGCCAUGUCAUAGUUACACAGCUUUUAAUGACCCAAGGCAUGUACCUGUAUUUUCUUCUAAAAACCCUCUUGUUUCUGUCAGGCUAUGUGCACAUAUAAUUAUUAUAAUUUUUUUUUUUUUUGCUCUUUUAGAUUUCAGAUAUGCUCUUUAAGACUAUCCAGUUCCUUAUCUUCUUAUACCAUAUCUGUAAUUUCUAACCAUCCAUACAUCCACAGGGGCUUCAAUUUACAAGGGUAUUAAUGGCCCUUAACCAAACUAACACCAUAAGAUUAAUUUAAAAACAUACACUGUAAAGUUAAACCUCACUCAGAUCUGACUUAAUCUGUCAAUUCUUUGCAAACAUUUCUGUUAGUGCACCUAGGAAAUGUGAUGAUGACAUCGCAAAAGAAUAGUCAUCAAAGUAACAAGCAUUUCCUCUCUCUUUCCUCUAGCUUUUUCAAACUAAAAUAAAAAUGUUGUCCUCUAACA
Molecule: messenger RNA, 4800 nt
Organism: Xyrauchen texanus (razorback sucker)
Lineage: Eukaryota; Metazoa; Chordata; Actinopteri; Cypriniformes; Catostomidae
Product: oxysterols receptor LXR-alpha-like
Exons: 11
Coding region: 316-1650 (444 amino acids)
Biological process (GO): cell differentiation; positive regulation of transcription by RNA polymerase II; negative regulation of transcription by RNA polymerase II
Molecular function (GO): RNA polymerase II cis-regulatory region sequence-specific DNA binding; zinc ion binding; nuclear receptor activity
Source: RefSeq, a predicted model, not a curated record